AAAUUUUCAUUGUGAUCUGCUUAUUGUAACCAAAAGAAGAAUAAUUAUAUAUUCUAAAAAAUUAAGUCAGAAUGAGUUUAUGUAAAAAUAUUCAACAUUUCGUCCAAAAAAAUAUACAAUGGAACAUGAAAUUAGCAUACUCUACUGCUCCCUCAAAAAAAUCACAUGCAGAACCCCAACGUAAUAUAGCCGAUGUUGGGAAAUCUUUGGCUUCAAAAGGGUUUCUGCGUUCUCACAAACCAUACAAUCCACCGGCAAAUGUUGCGGAAAAAGUUCGUGAAAUAUGUUCAAAUCUACAAAUAUCUUACGCUGAUCAAUACAAACUAUCUAAUUUAGAAGAGAAGUUUACAUUCUUAAAUGCAUGCUUUCAAGGCUUUCAGCAUAGUGUGCCAAAUUCUCAAGUUCACGAAUUACAAAGUAUAGGUGACGUUGUUCAAUUUUACAAAACUCCUGUGAACACCACCGUACCAUACGAUGCUUUAAAGACCGCCACCCUACCGGAAAAUUUGCACAUCCAAUAUGAUUACGUACGUUUUAAUCCAGAAACGGAUACUAAGUUUAAAGGUCAAACCGCAUUCCCAAAGAGUUCAACUCUUGUGACAGGUUUGAGAUAUCGGGGCAAAUAUGAAGGACAUGAAGCAAAACGUUCUUGGCCAUAGUUAGUCAUAUUUUGUUUAUUUUUCAAAUGUUCAGAUUUCCAAUUGUAUGUUGUUAUUAAUAAACUAU
This is a messenger RNA of Ceratitis capitata (Mediterranean fruit fly), 726 nucleotides long. RefSeq names its product 39S ribosomal protein L50, mitochondrial (gene mRpL50). NCBI's taxonomy places the organism in Eukaryota, Metazoa, Arthropoda, Insecta, Diptera, Tephritidae. The transcript is spliced from 4 exons. Gene Ontology annotation, cellular component: mitochondrial large ribosomal subunit; mitochondrion. Bases 72 to 659 code for a protein of 195 amino acids. The record is from RefSeq and is a predicted model, not a curated record.